Molecule: messenger RNA, 4862 nt
Organism: Drosophila albomicans
Lineage: Eukaryota; Metazoa; Arthropoda; Insecta; Diptera; Drosophilidae
Product: longitudinals lacking protein, isoforms N/O/W/X/Y
Exons: 6
Coding region: 613-2982 (789 amino acids)
Biological process (GO): regulation of transcription by RNA polymerase II
Cellular component (GO): nucleus
Molecular function (GO): protein binding; DNA binding
Source: RefSeq, a predicted model, not a curated record
CUGAACCAGUUCACUCUGACACGCACCGUUCAAAUGAACUUAUUCUGAACGAAACGUCACAGUCGCAGUAAAAAAGAAGAAGAAAAAAGAAGAAAGAAAAAACAACAGUGUACAUAAGAUGCGUGCAUCUGUGUAUACAUAUGUAUAAGAAGAGCGCGGCAUAGAAACCGCCGCCAAACGCAAAGAAAUUCAUUCAUACAUACGUACAUAUAAGUGUAUGUAUGUAUGCUACACACACAUACAGACACGCGCGCAACGACGAACAACAACAUCAGCACUUGAAGGCGCCCCGAAAAUAAUAUUGUACGUAAAUUUUAAUUAAAGCAAGCAAAAAGAAACAAACAACAGAACAGCAAACAGCAAAAGGAAAAAACAAAAAUCAAUAGGCGAUAAAAAAAAAAAAAAAUAGUGUUAUCAGCGUGUUUUCGUCAUUUCGCUUUGAAAUUGGAAUUUGUUGUUGUCGUCUCGCUAUUCAAUAUUGUUGUUGCUGACAUCUCUCGCUGAUAUUUCAACACAAAUUUGUUGUUGCUGCCGCGAGCCCAAAGUGCGCGGCAGCGGCAACGACAUCGGUUCGUUUACGUUGCGUAGACGCCGCUGACGCGGACGCUGACAAUGUCUGUGCAGCAAUUCUGUCUGCGCUGGAACAAUCACCAGCCGAACUUCAUAUCCGUCUGCUCGUCGCUGUUGCACAAUGGAACGCUGGUGGAUGUCACGCUCGCCGCGGAGGGUCGUCAACUGCAGGCCCACAAAAUCGUGCUCUCCGCGUGCAGCUCGUACUUUCAGGCGUUGUUCACCACAAAUCCGUGCCAGCAUCCGAUUGUCAUACUGAAGGACGUACAGUACGAUGAUCUCAAGACGAUGGUGGAUUUUAUGUACUACGGCGAGGUGAAUGUGUCGCAGGAACAGCUGCCGCACAUCCUCAAAACGGCCGAGAUGCUCAAGAUCAAAGGGCUGGCCGAAAUGCCCACAGAUCCGGCAAACCUCACCAAAUCGGACAGCAAGUCAUCCAGCGAAGCCACUGAGCUGCUGGGCCAAACUGGCGCCAAUGUUGCCGCUAACACCAGUACUGCGGCCUCCAGUUUGGGUGCAGCCAGUGCCAGCAGCAGCGCAGGUGAUUCGCUCUGGAGCAGCAGUGAGGCACAACAAUUCCAGCAGCAUCAUCAACAGCAGCUACAACAACAACUGCAGCAGCAGCAGCAACAACAGGCCCAACAACAGCAGCAACAACAACAACAGCAGCAGCAACAGCACCAACAACAACAGCAGCAGCAACAACAACAGCAGCAACAGCAACAUCAUCACCACCAUCAUCAUCACCAGGCACAGCAGCAGCAGCAGAGCAGUCAAGCUCAGGGUUCGCAGACGCAUCAUCAUCAGCUGAGGCGAACGCCAUCCCCUCUAAGUGCUGGCACCUCGCCGGCCACGCGACGCAAACGCUUGCGCAAAUCCUCGAAUAACGGCUCUGGAGAACGCAACAACUCGGAGGAUCAGCAUAGCAGCUCGCUGGAUGCAGCUGGUGCUGGCAGUGCAGCCGGCCUCAGUUUGGCGCAAAUGAGUCAAAUGUCCUUUGCCGCUGGCGGUGCUGGCAGCUCGGCAGCAUUGGGCAGCCUCUCGGGACAUGCGUUGCAUGGCAGCAAGCUGAUCAAGGAGUCGACGAGCACUGAACUGGAGCAACAGCCUCAGGAUUCUGAUCUGGAUGACGCACACGGACACAUACAUAUGCAAAUUAAACCCGAAGUGGAUAUUGGUAGUGUGAAUCAAUCGAUGCCGCUGGAUAUAUCGGGCGCGACAACACCAUCGGAACACGACGCCCCCAAUUCGCAAUCGUCGCAUUCGGGUCUGCAAUGGACAGUUGUUGAUUCAAACUAUUCGCGCUUCUCGAUGCCCGCCUGCCAGUCCAACUUGAUUGGGAACGGCAACGGUGGCAAUCCAAAUAGCGGCGCGAAUAACAGUGCCGGCGUCGGCAACGCGGCCAACGAUCAACGGCAGCAGCAGCAACAACAACACGAAGCCCAGCAGCAGGCCACGCAACAGCAGCAGCAGCAACAACAGCAUCUGCAGCAGCUGCACUACCAGCAACAGCAGCAGCAGCAACAACAGCAGGGCGCCACAGCUGGUCAAGCGUACUCCUCGCAAAUAAUAACUGUGAACAAUCUGGUCAGCGGCUAUGCAACGGCAGCGCAAAACUUGUCGCCCACAUCGCCCAACGAGUCCAAUAUGGUGCAGUCCGUGUACAGUCAAGGGCCGACGCCCACACAGUCGCCGGUGCAUUCGGGUGUGGGUGGCGGUGGCGGUGGCAGCAGCGCAGGUGGUAGUGCAGGCGGAGCUGGUGGCGGCAGCGGCGGUGGCAAUAGCAGCAGUGGCAACGGUGGCGGUGGUCAAGUGCCUAAGCGAAAGCGUUCAGUCAAUCCACAAGGUGAUGAAAAUUUCAUACGCGCCUUGGAGGCGGUACGCACGGGCGGCAUUGGAUUCUGCAAGGCGGCGCGUCUGUAUGGCGUCAAUAAUCGAACGUUGUGGCUGGAGUACAAGAAGCGCGGUUAUCCGGUGUCGAGGCCCAGCAUUAAAGCGCGAGUUGUCAAGCAGGAACCAAAUCUAUCGCCGUCGCCAACACCAUCCACGAAUCCAGGCGAUGAUACGACCAACGAAACGUAUGAUCACCUUACAGCAGCGGCCGUUGCAGCGGCUCAAACAGCAGCACUCAAUAUGCAGAUACCUCCGCAGACGGAGACACCGACGCCAUCGCUGAUGUGUACGCCACAUCACGCGGGUGCAACGGCAGCUGGCACAGCCGGUACCGCCAAUCCCAUCGGUGUGAUGAGCUUGUUUGACCCGCGGUACAUGGAUUCGCCGACAAUGCCGCGACAGCGUUAUAUCGAUGCGACGGGCGCCGGCACGGCAGCUGCGGCGUCGGGUGCGGGAACGAUCAAUGUGAAUCCGGCCGCUGCAAUGAAUCUACAGAGUAUUAACUUCAACUCGAUAUAGAAUACGAUAACAAGUCACAUGGGCGUAGUUGCCGCAGCCGCAGCGGCGGGUGUAAUGCCGCUCCAGAUGGACCAGCUAAGCAGUGGCGCCAUCAGCAGCGGUGGCGGCGGCGAGUCUGCACACGGGCCAGGGCCAGCCACGUUGUUGCAGGCAGCCGCCGUAAUGGCUGCAAGCAGCGAGCAGCAAGAUCAACAAAUGAGCAUAUCAGCCGUGCCCGUUUCGGUCUCAGCAAUGGGCACUGCGCACAGCGCAGCGGCUACUGCGUUUCUUUUUAAUAAUUUCGUAACGGUGGCAACGCCACAACCGCCGCCGCAGCCAGCAAUGGUGGCCAACACGUUGCCGCCGCUGGUCAACACGGGCCUGCAGCAAUACUUGGAUAAGUCCUAAAAUGUUUAGGUGCGGCGCGGUGCAAACUCGAUACAGGUAUUAGAGCAAAACGGCAGCUAUUAGUGAACUUACCACCGGAAUCGGAUUGGGAUCGGAAUCAGGAUUGAGGGAGUGUGACUAUCGUAUAUAUAUAUAUAUAGAAAUGAAUGAAUAUGCCAAUCAUCCAGGCAGACAGACAGGCAGGCAAGCAAGAAACCCAAUCCCUCAAGCAAAGUUAAGCAGAUGUGCCGGCAACACAUGUAAUAAAAUAGAACUUAAUUCCUUAAGAACUACAUGUUUCGAGCCGAAAAUUAUUAUUACGAUUGUUAACUAAGGCAUCGGUAGUACAUGUAUAAUGUAAUCACAAUUUGUAUUUGUACAUAAAUUUAUACAAUUUUAUUAGUGUUCAAAUCAGACAAGAAAAGAAAAACAAAAUUGAGUAAAUGAUUUCUGAUGAUGUAGCGUCGAUAACGAUCGCGGGAUAUCGACUUUAGCUAGUAUGUAUAUACAACAAUUAAAUAUUAAUUAUAAUUACUUAAAAACGACGGCCUAAUUAUUUGCAAAUAUCCUAUGUACUAUAUAUAUAUAGAAAUAUAUAUAUGUUCAAGGUGUAUGUAACUUCCUUUUAUAUAAACCGGCACUCGUGUUACAAAUGCAAACCAAUAUUAUUACGUACAUUACAUCUCGAUCAGAACAUACAGAAACAUAUAUCGAUUUAUGUGUACAGUUAGGCAAAGGCCGCCAAUUCAGAUUUAGUUGAAAAUUAAUGUUUGUAUCUAGCUGGAAGGGAAUGGAGGAAGAGAAUGCGUUAAGAUCCAUAAACUUACCAUAAAUAAAUCGAACAGAACAGAACCACAUCAAGAAAGUUAACUUAAGCAAAAACUCAAUAAUGUAUGAUAUCAAUGUGAAUGUACCAAUUAUAUUUUAAAUAUGUGUGUGUAUUUGUAAAUGUACGAUUUUCGUUUAUUUAUCUUUUUGAUUUUGGGAAGGAACUCUAAAGAGCCAAAGCAAAAUGCAACGAUUCAGCCUGGCACUAUCUAAAAUCUAUUUAAAUUCAAGAUUUAUUUAAUUCAAUGAAUCUUUUCGAGUGCAAUUUAAUAACACACAUACCAGACAUAUCUUGAGGGGAUGCUUAAAUUGAAAUUUUGUUGCUUCAUUUUGUGAUUUGAUUUCCAAUUGAAAUAGGACUAAAUGUGGGCAAGCCAUAUACGCAAUAUACAAAACUAAGAAGAUAACUCGUAACCACCCAAAAUCCUAAAUGGAGACUGCAGAAAGUAAAUGUAACGUAAAGGCAACAAAAAAAAACGAAACGAUUAAGAAUAGUGUGUUUUUAAUAUACAUUCAAAACAUAUAGUAUAUAUACAUGCAGAUAAUAAUAUACAUUAUAUUAUAUAUUAUUAUGUGUGCAAAAAAUUAGAGAACUUUUUAUAUAUAUUGUCACAAGGCAUACUAACAAGAAACAAAAAUAAGAAAAUUAAAAAAAAAAAAUAAAUAAAAAAGAAAACGAAGCGUGA